AUGCAAAUCCUGCGUCCGAAACAUUUUGGUCUCUUCCAAUCGGCUGUGGAAUCGGCGCUGAAGGGGGACCAUGGGCCAAAUCGGGAUUGGGGGACAGCUUUUUUUCACCUUUUGUUGCUCAUCAACGGUCUUCAGGCGAGCUGGGAUGAGUGGUGGACUUACGAUGGAAUUUCGGGUCCGGAGUUCUGGGGCUUAAUCAACCCCAACUGGAACAUGUGCGAGCGAGGCCGCCGCCAGUCCCCUAUCAACAUCGAGCCGAGCAAGCUGGUGUACGACCCUCAUCUUCGCCACAUCCACGUCGAUAAGCACAAGAUAUCGGGCACCCUCUAUAACACAGGCCAGAGCGUAAUCUUCCGCGUCGAGAAGGGUUCGAAGCAUCACGUGAACAUCACAGGAGGUCCUCUGGUCUACAAGUACCGCUUCGAAGAGCUCUACAUUCAUUUCGGAGCUUCGAACGUCACGGGCUCAGAGCACCAGAUCGACGGGGCUAAAUUCCCGGCCGAGAUCCAAAUGUAUGGGUUCAACGCGGAGCUCUACCGUAAUAUGAGUGAGGCGAGGCUGGGGUCCAACGGUAUUGUAGGGCUGUCUAUACUGAUACAGGUGGGCGAAGAAGGCAACGACCAGCUGAGGAUCCUCUCUUCAGGAUUCGGCAAAAUCACCUACAGGGGCAUGAAGUGGUCCAUCAAGCACCUGUCCUUGGCCGGCCUCCUGCCCAAUACCCACCACUACAUGACCUACGACGGCUCCACGACCCAUCCCGGGUGCUGGGAAACGACCACUUGGCUCAUCAUGAAUAAGCCAGUCUACAUCACCAUGCAGGAGCUCUACGCCCUCCGACAGCUGAUGCAAGGCGACCAGACCCUCCCGAAGGCGAAGAUGGCUAAUAACUUCCGUCCCGUCAAGGCCCUUCACCACCGCACCGUCAGAACCAACAUCGACUUCAACAAUUCCCACAGGAGCAAGGGAUGCCCCACCAUGCACAGGGAGAUGUACUACGCAGCUCAUCAGUGGCCCAAGCUAUAGCCGGAUCUUUGGAUUUAGACAAGCUCCCCAAAAUGGAUAUUAAGGAAAAAGUAAAAAGCAUAAAAAAGAUAAAAAGUCGCCUCGUGUAACUUUGCAUGCAGUGAUGAACCCCGCUGUGAGUAAACAAUGGUUCAGAAACAAGAACCGCGGGUUAUACAAUAAUGUGCAUGGCUUGCAGCAAGAUUUAGCAUACUUUAAUUAUAUUAUAGAUACAUAUAUAGCAAACCAAUGUCCUGAGCCAGAGACAGAAAACAAGAAAGAUGAAAGAAAAUAGAAAAACAAAUAAGGUGCUUUUUUUUACAACUAUGACGACACGCAUUAUGCGCUUAACAGGCGUAGCUUGUUAUUCGCUAACCGCAGGAAAAUCUGCCACCUCAUCAUACCUGAAGGGACAAUAGCUCCAUGGACGCAGUGUGUGCAAGGGAUGCCUAAGUAUGUGACUACACUUCCUUAGCAAGUGGACAUUGACUCCCAAGUGAGAUGUCCUAUUAUGUGUUAGCUGUAAAAUGCAAAAAACUUCAGUGGCUAGAGUAGCCAAUAUAAAGAUCUUUUGUGAGCUAUAUUUCAGUUGUAAAUUCGCAAUUCGCUGCUGUGACUUGCCAUAAGGGAAAGAAGAAAGGAAAAGAAAAAUAUAUAAAUAUAUUUCAUAGAUUUCAAAUGUUAUUUUUUAUCGAAAAUACCCUACAAAUUGUACAGAAUAAUCCAUGGCUCGCGCCUGUCUACUAGAAAGGCAUAAUGGAUAUGAAUUGUAUUUUUUUGUUCAUUGGCGCACCUUGAAAUGACUAGGUGAAUGAAUAUCUAGCAAUAACGGUUUUAGUCAUUUGCCAUAGUACUAUGAACGAUAUUCUGAAGUUAAUAGUUUAUCAGAAUGAAUAUUAAAGAAAAUCUAUCAAGAUUCUGUUUUACCGAAGAAGUUUAGGCUUAACAGUGCAGAUCUGUUGUGUAAUAGUCUCAUCGUUAUUUAUCUGGUGAUAGAAAUUUCAGAGCAGAAGUGAGGCACCACUAAGAAAAGCAUUUGCAAGAAUGGAAAUCAUUUAUGAUAAAAGUGAUAAAUCAUAGAACUGUUAUUCCUCGGGCUUCAAAGCUUGAAUUUAUUUUGAAGCACGGACUCCGUUCACAUAAACGAAAGACUGCAAUUGCACAGUAAGAAUAUGCUAGGCUUGAUUUCUUAAUAAUAAUAAACAAAAAUGGAAUAAGUUUUCUGUUUCAUGGAUUUGGAAUGCAUAGCGUGUGGUGAUGAAACUACCUGUGUGUUUAUGAGUUAUGUGUAUAUAAAGUAUAUGACUAUAUACUUACAUAUAGACCUUCAAGCAAUCACAUUUUUUUAAGCCCGCACAUAGAUUGGUUUUGGAUUGUGCAUGGCUCUGAUGAUAACAAUAACGCAUUUAUCCACUCUUUUCGCUAUGUUCUGAUAAAGGCCAGUGUUGUUGAUUUUUUUGCAAUAAAUAAUCUGCAGACAAAAUGGACUCCAACUUAAACCAAAAUGAUAAACAAAAUGAAACUUCAAGGACAACGCAGUGAAAUUUUACUAAGGGAUGAAACCAUAGCAUUAACAUGGACUGACUGAGGUCACCUCGGUGACUGGGUGACCCUUUCAAUCCCAAGUCCUUCCGGAGUUAAAAGGUCAGGUCAGGCUGCCUUGUCUUAUGAACUAUUUUUUGUCUAACUUUCUCUAUAGACAUGUAACUUUCCGGCACGACAACCAGGAGCCUUGCAGGAAGUGCUACGCGAUACCUUCCGGUUUAUUUUUAAGCUUUUAAAAAACAUUGUAGUCAUGUUAAGGAAUUCCUCGGGAGAAAGGAUGCGGCUCUGAAGCUCUCUGUAUUUGGCAUCAUACAUACUCUUGCAUGUCUGGUGUCUGUCUGCCUGUAUCUCUGUACCUACCACUAUCUCUGCCCUUGUCUUCGCUCGGUAAUUGGGUGCACUUCAGUGUAUUGACAUUUGGUUUAAUGGAAUGCUGCGCAUAAAUGUGGCUGACUGCAUACAGAAAAUAUAUAGAUCCGCGUGGGUAAAGCUAGACAUAAAGUUACAGUAGAAAUCAAACACGUCCUUUGGUUCUUAAAAUCAUAUCAUAUGGAAAUAAAUCUUAAGUAUUGGAAAACAUGAAAAUGAGGCCAAAAACAAUAUUUUCCAAAUUUUGCAGUCCAUAUGUUUAAAAUUCAUACUCCAUACUCCGUUGAAAGUUUUCACAUUAAACAAAACAAAAAGGGGGUUCCUCAAAAUGCAUAAUAAUAUUAAUACAGUUUUAAAAUGUUCCACACCAUAUUGACCCCCCCCCCCCCCGCCAAAAAUACGGACGUAAAAUAGUACACAGAAGUGGACCCUGUGAGGAAGAGGGCACUUUGUGCAUCUCGCAGCCGCGCCACGCCAAUCAUAGAGCCAAAAGACAAUUGUGAACUGCUGCUUAUGGUCGGUAACCGCUGUUGGUGUCAGUGUAGAGCGCUAGUGCCACAGGAAAGUGCUGACGUAACAGUGCCGUUGUUACUACCAGUGUUGUCGCGAAGGCCAAACGCCAUGAACUUGUCCCGCAUCACACUCUUGGCAGGAAGGCCCACUCUUGCCCUCCCUUUUCUGUAGUGACAUUGUAUCCCAGAAACGAAUUUCCAACCAUGAUGGCAAACAUUGGAAGUGCUGGAAGGGGAAUCGUGCCUCUCACGCACACCGGAAAGUAUAUUUCGUAUCAUAAGGAAAUAUAUUUUGUAGCAUAUGGGAGCGUCCGCGAUAAGCAGACAGCCUCUUGUACAGAGCUCAAGCUGCGGAGGCGUCACACUCAACGGCAGGUAUAGAGUCAUUUCGUUACGUUCAGCUGACCGAAAUGAAUGAAUAAAUAGAUUUGAAAAAAAAGAAGAGAGGAAAACGUUUUUAUAUAUGUAUCCAUUCACACAAGCCACAAUCUGGCCAGCUGCUUUAGGGGCAAGUCUGUAUGUGUGUCCGGGUGUGUGUGCAUCUCUCGUCACGUAGCUGCUUCUCUGAGGCCCAUAAUACUAAGCCUUGCAUGCGCGUGGUCAUCGCCCCGACAAGGCAGCUAGCUCUACAAAGGAUAUUUGUUGUGAAUGAGACCGCGCGGCAUACGAGGUGUCUCUCGUCCAAGGUUUGCACCGAGAAAAUUCCGUCUCUGUACUGAGGCCAGUCUUCACGCUCUCUUAACCACACUUAUCUGUCCAAAAUCUCUUGGUGAUGCAUUUCUGAAUAUUUGUUCGUUCUCUCAGGCAAUGCGUUUGUUUAAUAUUUCUUUUUUUUUUCUUUUUUCUUUGUCUCGCAACUUUCCGGUCUCCAUUUCAUCCCCCUUCCAUGUUCUUCUUCCAUAUAACAACUAAGCAAUAGGGAAAUCCAACAGUUUUUUUUUUUUUUUUUUUUUUUUUUUUUUUUAGAGAGAGAGAGAGAGAGAUUAUCGUGUGUAUAAGUGUAUAUUUUUCAUUUUAAAUCGAAAAUAAAGCAUAUCUUACCUUGAGAACACACAUUCCCUUCUGUUUUCCUUCUUCUCCCCUGCCUAAUCCCUCCAUUUUUCUCUCCUCUCUGUAAAACAAAUUCCUCAGUGAGUUCUCUUUAACCCCCUCCAGUCUUCAGGUAGGAGAGUACUCAGGUCGCAAAAACACUCCAUUAGAGUACUUGACCUUGUAUUGCAGCCACAAACGAGUUCUUUAAAAGUGCAUAAUCUCAUAGUAAGUGUGACAACCAAUUGUUAUACACAGUACUUGAAAAAUAACAGAAACUGACCCAUUUCCUUUGAUUUUUUUUUAUUAAGAGUUCAUAGAGAAAUCUGAAGUACCUCUGUAACGUCGUUAUUCAGAAAUAAAAGAUACAAAUAUAAGGUGUGACGUUGAUUUCUGUACCAGGAGUGUUGAAAAGUGUGAUGGCCCUAUUUGGACUGUAAAUACAAGUAUCUAAAUGUCAAACCUGGUGUAAGAAGUACGAAUGAGAGGUAUUUGAACUAAAUCAGAAAGAGUUAGUGUAAAAGGAUAUACGUUAUAAGUGUUACAGAUUGGGUUGGACAUAAAUUAAAUGCGACGUUACAUAGAAAUGUAAAUUAAUUCAUUUUAGGAGUACUCAUGAAUAAUCAGGAAUCCAAGAUGGCGUAAAUUAUUUUGUACUCAUUGUCCCUCAUCAUUUUGGCGUCGUUGCGUGUAAAUACUGGGACAUUUUAGCAAUAAUUUCACCGAAUUUGAUAAUUGUAAAAAUAAUAAUAAAAUAAAAGAGAGAAUAACAACAACAGACGACCUGGUAAACAUAUACAUAUAAAUGUCGUUGGAGUUUCCUCACUCUGAACACAGUGUUUCUGGUUGACCUUGUAAAAUAUAUUCGUAGUCUCUUUGUGAUAUGAAUGCAAAAGAGCCAAAAUUUGUAUAUAAAUAAAAGAAAUUUUGUGUUUUCA
Molecule: messenger RNA, 5395 nt
Organism: Penaeus chinensis
Lineage: Eukaryota; Metazoa; Arthropoda; Malacostraca; Decapoda; Penaeidae
Product: carbonic anhydrase-related protein 10-like
Exons: 9
Coding region: 1-1023 (340 amino acids)
Molecular function (GO): zinc ion binding; carbonate dehydratase activity
Source: RefSeq, a predicted model, not a curated record